GACUCGGGCCGCAGCCGUCGCCGCCACCGCUUCACGUCCCCCGAGGGCGGCUGCCGUGCAGCGGGGAGAGCGGACGGCGGGCGGGCGAACAGGCGGGAGAGCGCGGCGGCGGCUGCGGGCAGAGGUGGAGGGAGGGGAGCAGGAGAUGGGGAGAGGGGGGAAAGAGGACGCGGGGAGGGAGAUGAGGGGGAGGUGAGGGGGAGGCGGAGGGACAAGUGGAAACAGACGGUGUCGCCGUUCUCCUCCUCCCCCCCCUCCCCGGCAGCUGUUGCUGUGGGUCACUCGCAGAUGUUUUGGGGUCCGGGCUGCUGGGGGAUGGGGACUAGAAAAAGUACCCCCCUCCCCGCCUUUCAUAGUGACAAAAAAGGAAGCGUUGAAGCUGAUGGGGGAAGAGCCCGGAAGGUGGUGGCAGAGUAAAUACCGGCUCCCCCAACGUCGUUUUUCUGAAAAUAAAAUACUCUGAGCCGAACGUUUCGAAGAAGGAAAGUCCGCCCUUAAGAGAGAGACAGAGUCUUGUGUUUAAAAUGAAGAAGUUUAAUUUCCGAAAAGUUUUGGAUGGCUUAACUGCCUCCUCCCCUGGCAGUGGUAGCAGCAGUGGCAGUAACAGUGGUGGUGGGGCUGGAAGUGGUUCCGUACAUCCGGCGGGGACUGCAGGGGUUCUCAGAGAGGAAAUUCAGGAAACUUUGACUUCGGAGUAUUUCCAGAUUUGCAAGACAGUUCGGCAUGGUUUUCCUCAUCAGCCCACAGCAUUAGCCUUUGAUCCAGUUCAGAAAAUCUUGGCUAUUGGGACGAGAACAGGUGCUAUACGAAUACUCGGGAGACCUGGUGUUGAUUGCUAUUGCCAACAUGAAAGUGGUGCAGCUGUCCUACAGCUCCAAUUUUUGAUCAAUGAGGGUGCCUUGGUCAGUGCAAGUUCAGAUGAUACACUUCAUUUGUGGAACCUUAGACAAAAAAGGCCAGCCAUACUCCAUUCUCUUAAAUUUAACCGGGAACGAAUUACUUACUGUCAUCUACCUUUCCAGAGUAAAUGGCUUUAUGUUGGAACAGAAAGAGGAAAUACACAUAUUGUAAAUAUUGAAUCUUUCAUUCUUUCUGGAUAUGUUAUCAUGUGGAACAAGGCAAUUGAACUAUCCACUAAGACUCAUCCAGGUCCAGUUGUACAUUUAAGUGAUAGCCCAAGAGAUGAAGGCAAACUGCUAAUAGGUUAUGAAAAUGGUACUGUAGUAUUCUGGGACUUGAAAUCUAAAAGAGCAGAACUGAGAGUUUAUUAUGAUGAGGCUAUUCAUUCAAUUGAUUGGCAUCAUGAGGGCAAACAGUUCAUGUGCAGCCAUUCAGAUGGUAGUUUGACUUUAUGGAACCUGAAAAGCCCAAGUCGCCCUUUCCAGACCACAAUUCCACAUGGAAAAAGUCAAAGAGAAGGAAGAAAAUCUGAAUCUUGUAAACCAAUUCUUAAAGUAGAAUACAAGACCUGCAAAAACAGCGAACCAUUCAUAAUAUUCUCUGGUGGGCUGUCCUAUGACAAAGCUUGUAGAAGACCAAGUUUAACCAUCAUGCAUGGAAAAGCAAUUACAGUACUUGAAAUGGAUCAUCCUAUUGUUGAAUUUCUAACUUUAUGUGAAACGCCCUAUCCAAAUGAAUUUCAAGAACCCUAUGCUGUCGUGGUACUUCUGGAGAAAGAUCUCAUUGUAGUUGAUCUGACACAAAGCAAUUUUCCAAUCUUUGAAAAUCCAUAUCCCAUGGACAUUCAUGAAUCACCAGUUACAUGCACAGCAUACUUUGCAGAUUGUCCUCCGGAUUUGAUUCUAGUACUGUAUUCUAUAGGAGUCAAGCAUAAAAAACAAGGAUACAGUAAUAAGGAGUGGCCAAUCAGUGGAGGAGCUUGGAACCUUGGAGCACAAACAUAUCCAGAAAUUAUUAUUACUGGUCAUGCAGAUGGAUCAAUAAAAUUUUGGGAUGCUUCUGCAAUAACUCUGCAGAUGCUGUACAAACUAAAAACUUCAAAAGUGUUUGAAAAACAGAAGGUAGGAGAAGGAAAACAAACAUGUGAAAUUGUAGAGGAAGACCCAUUUGCCAUUCAGAUGAUUUACUGGUGUCCAGAGAGCAGAAUAUUCUGUGUAUCAGGAGUCUCUGCAUAUGUCAUAAUUUAUAAAUUCAGCAGACAUGAAAUUACAACAGAAAUAGUGUCAUUAGAGGUACGACUUCAGUAUGAUGUUGAAGAUAUUAUUACCCCUGAACCAGAAACAAGUCCUCCGUUUCCAGAUCUCUCAGCCCAGCUUCCUUCUUCAAGGAGUCUUUCUGGGAGCACUAACACUGUUGCUAGUGAAGGAGUAACAAAGGACAGUAUUCCAUGCCUCAAUGUGAAGACACGGCCAGUGCGAAUGCCUCCAGGAUAUCAAGCAGAACUUGUUAUUCAAUUGGUGUGGGUAGAUGGUGAACCUCCACAACAGAUUACUAGUCUUGCUGUAAGCUCAGCAUAUGGAAUAGUUGCAUUUGGGAACUGCAAUGGGUUGGCUGUGGUGGAUUUUAUACAGAAGACAGUACUGUUAAGCAUGGGGACCAUUGACCUAUAUAGAUCAAGUGACUUAUACCAGCGACAACCACGGUCUCCUCGAAAAAACAAACAGUUCAUUGCAGGUUUAACUGAACUGAAUGACAGUCCAGUUCCCCUAGAACUUGAGCGCUGCAAGUCUCCUACCUCAGACCAUGUAAAUGGACACUGCACAAGUCCAACUUCUCAGAGUUGCAGUUCUGGAAAACGUCUUUCUAGUGCCGAUGUUUCAAAAGUAAAUCGCUGGGGUCCUGGAAGACCACCAUUUCGAAAGGCCCAGUCAGCAGCCUGCAUGGAGAUUUCUUUACCAGUUACAACAGAAGAAAACCGAGAAAAUUCCUAUAAUCGUUCUAGAAGCUCUAGUAUCUCCAGUAUUGACAAAGAUUCUAAAGAAGCAAUUACAGCACUAUACUUCAUGGACUCCUUUGCACGGAAAAAUGACUCUACCAUCUCUCCUUGUCUGUUCGUUGGAACCAGUCUGGGAAUGGUGUUAAUCAUCUCCUUAAACCUACCAUUAGCAGAUGAACAAAGGUUUACAGAGCCAGUCAUGGUAUUGCCAAGUGGUACAUUCCUCUCAUUGAAAGGAGCUGUGCUAACAUUCUCCUGUAUGGACCGAAUGGGUGGAUUAAUGCAACCGCCAUAUGAAGUUUGGAGGGAUCCAAACAACAUAGAUGAAAAUGAAAAAUCUUGGAGAAGGAAAGUGGUAAUGAACUCAUCUUCUGCAUCCCAAGAAAUAGGAGAUCAUCAGUAUACAAUAAUCUGCUCAGAAAAACAAGCCAAAGUCUUCUCACUGCCUUCUCAGACUUGCCUUUAUGUUCAUAACAUCACGGAGACAUCUUUUAUACUGCAAGCAAAUGUGGUGGUCAUGUGUAGCAGUGCCUGCUUGGCAUGCUUUUGUGCUAACGGACAUAUCAUGAUAAUGAGCCUACCUAGUCUUCGCCCAAUGUUGGAUGUUAAUUAUUUGCCACUGACAGACAUGAGGAUAGCACGAACAUUUUGUUUUACCAAUGAAGGACAGGCAUUAUACCUCGUCUCUCCUACUGAAAUUCAGCGGUUAACAUACAGCCAAGAAAUGUGUGAUAAUCUACAGGACAUGCUAGGAGAUUUGUUUACUCCCAUAGAGACACCAGAAGCUCAAAACAGAGGCUUUCUCAAGGGACUGUUUGGUGGAAGCGGACAAACAUUUGACAGAGAAGAGCUCUUUGGGGAAGCUUCGGCAGGAAAAGCAUCCCGCAGCCUUGCGCAACACAUUCCUGGACCAGGUAGUAUAGAAGGGAUGAAAGGCGCUGCUGGAGGGGUGAUGGGAGAGCUCACCCGUGCACGGAUUGCACUUGAUGAAAGAGGACAGAGGCUAGGAGAGCUGGAAGAGAAAACUGCAGGCAUGAUGACCAGUGCAGAAGCAUUUUCCAAACAUGCACAUGAGUUAAUGCUGAAAUACAAGGAUAAGAAAUGGUACCAAUUCUGACUUCCAAAGAAGCUGUGACUGCUUUGAGAAACCAUAUUCAGGGAAACCAAAUUUAUUCCCAGCAUCACUAUUCAACUGCUAGAAGCCAGUUUCUUCUACAAAAUGUUCCAUUUACAGUCAAUCUGAAAUUUUCAUAAAAGAGAUGUAUCAGAGACACUGUGCAACCCAAAGGCUGGAGCCCUGGUUAAAAUCCCAAGAUAUGGCUGAAUUUGCCUUUUCCCAUGUGGAAUGGAGCUAUCAUCUUGGCAUGUCAUUCGAUAAGGAUUUAUAUUUAGUAACUACGGGGAGUCCUCUUGAUUUGAAAAUUCCUGUACAAACAAAAGCAUUAAUGCACUUAAUGAAAAAAAAUCUUUGCAUGAUAAAUUAACAUCUUAAGAGGAAAAGAAAAAAAAGCAUGUUGUGAUAGAAGAAAAAAAGAUUCAUGGUAAACUAUUUCUAUCAAUUGGGCCACACUCAACAAUUUUAAAAAUCUGCAUUUGAAGAUGUCAGUGCAUUUCAAAUAUAUUUGCCAUACCCAACUGAAAAGGAAAACAAAACAAAACAAGAACCCAGAGUUUUCUCCUCAUCUGUAACUUUCAUUGUACUAGAACCUUAUUGAAUUCUUAUGGCAAGAGUCUGAUUAAUGUUCUCUCUCCAUGUUUUACAUCAUUCACAGUUGUGUCAAAAUCAAAUAUUGCCAGUAUAGUAAAUUAUUCCCAACACAAUCAGUUUCAUUUCUAUCACCUUCAGAAUGGGUUGCUGUUUUUAGCACAAACCAUGCAGGGUUGGGUCACCUCAAAGCAUUUUCUUCAGCCUGGCUUGUACUCUAUAGGGGAGUUGGUAGUAGGUGUGGGGAAUCUAUAGGAACAAUAGAGUUAGCUAUGAGAACUGACUUCACAAAAAGGGAAAUUUCACACACCCCAAUUUCAGCUUCUAAAGUGAUAUAUUUUAAAAGCUUCAUUUGUAUCCUUGUCUGCCAGUUACACAGUAUAUUACUGUUCAAACCCAGUAGGGUCUGCAAUCGAAAGGUGCUCUUGCAGCCUGACAUUCACAAACCAAACUGGUCAUUCUCUUUAGUGUGAUUCAGUAAAAUCUCAGUUAAUGUUCUGGGAAAGGGAUUCUGAUUUAUGACAUUUCUGAUUUACAAGGGCUUUCCUUAGAAAAUACCUUUCGGUUUGAUACUUACCACUGGAAAUUGGUUCGAUACUUACCACUGGAAAUCUUUAUAAAAUAUAGUGAUCUGUUUGCUAUCUUGGUCUCAGUCAUCAUUAUAGACAACAGAAAUACAUAAAGAGUUUAAUGAUACAAAAUCAAUGCUUUUGUCCCUAGGUCAAAUAAUAUAAGCCACUAGAUUAUGUCAAUAGAUGCCAAACACCUGUCCCUUAUUAAAGACUCUUUUAAAGCUGGAAUAAAGAAUAUCCUUAACAUGAUACAAGGUAUCUAUAACUCACCAGAAAAGCACCAGAGUCAAAACCAAAUAGAGACACCUACUACCAUUUAACAUGAUUCUGGAAGUCAAAAGUUAUAGGAAUGUAUAUAUACAUAUUCCAGGACCCAUCCUGUAAUAUGUUGUUUCGUCACGAAAAGUUUUAAUUAUGGUUUUGGCUUAUUGAAUUUUUGUUUAUCAAGGUCUUAUUGGAUUUACAUUUGUGUUUCUUAAGACUUCACAAUUUUCCUGGAUUUCAGGUUAUUUUAUUAGCCAAAAAAUGGUAUUUUUAUUUCCUUUUUAGUCUAAUUUUUUGCUAGAAGUUGUACUUUCUAGCAAAUGUUUCUAGUGGUACAAUGUUCUCAGUAAUUUUGAGGAGAACAAAGAUGAGUGAAAGAGUUAGAUAAUGUACACUAGGAUAGCAUUUCUCAGAGUCCUUGAAUCCUCUUGUUAAAAAAGCCUCUCUGAAUCUCCCAGACUCCUGUGAACAGCCUUACGGUAACAGAAUCUGGCUUGGAAACACAGACAUUACAUGACUGUAUAAUUUAUAGAAUUAUAAAAUUAUAUGGUAAAAAUAUUAAAGAAACUUAAGAGUAGGAUCUAGAAAAUACUAGUGGCCAAAUUGCAAUGUAUUCUUUGUACCAUCUGUUUCAAAGACUUAGUUUUCUGAUUUUCAGAACAAAUACUUUAUCAUUUCUGUAUUUAAAAAAAAACUAAAAGAGUAAAAUAUUAGUUUAUUUUAGAAAUAAUGAAAUUCAGUCCAAAGUAGCAGUACAUUUGAUGAGUAUUUCUGAAGCUCUCAAUAAGAUUUAACUUGUUUUAACUUGAUCUACAUCGAGAUUUCUCAAUAGCAGCACUAUUAGCUGAAAGUCUUUGUUGUGGGGAACUGUCCUGUGUAUUGUAGGAUGUUAGCAACAUCCCUGGCCUCUGUCUACUAGAUGCCAGUAAGAACCUCCUAGUAAUGACAAUCAAAAUGUCUCCAGUCAUUGCCCAAAUUUCUCCCAGUUUACAGCCACGAUUCUACAUCAUACAAAGAGGUAGAUUGUGUGAAUAUGUAAUAUAUGUUGUUGUAUAAAACUGUACAAUAAGUAUACAAUGUCUUAGCAAGAUAAAUUAUUAUACCCAAAAUUACAUGUGUGGUUCAUAUGCAAUAAGAUACAAUUUUGAAGAAAGCUUAUAGGAAUCAGUGAAAAAUAACAACUACAGAAUAUUUUACGGCGCACAGAGAAAAUAUCAAAAAGGACAUUAUAGCAUUUCACUGUAGAAGUGCUUAAAACUUUGGCCUCAGUGAAUAGAUCAAAAGUUUAUAAUUAGCACACCAAUUGGAAGUAAACAGGUGCUUUUCAAAUGCUUGAAAAGAAAAGGCUCUUUGAAGUAGUUAAAACGUGUCUUUCAAAAUUGCUUUUAUAAGCCCUUCCUUAACGUAAGGGUAACUUCAUCUCACAAACUCCUGGUUAGUGGAAUCCAAAUUAAUGAGGUUUUACUGUAUCAAAAUUAUUUUUAUAAUUCAAAGAGAUGAUAGCAAUAAGAAGAAUCUAAUGUGGAUGUGAUUUUUCUCUUUGAACAAUUCUGUUCUGUUGCACUGACCUUAGCACGCACGCGCACACACACACACACACCAUCGCCACCACUACCAUCAUCAUCUUAUCCUCAUCUUUGGAAAAUAAGUACUGUUGAUCCAUGUAAUCCUUUGCAUAGUCUCAUCUUUACUAUCUUUCUUCUAUUUCGGAACAUAAGAAAAAUACUCCUAAUAACUUGGACAAUGAUACAGAAAGUGACUCUGAGCCUUAGUUACCAUCAAAAUUACAUUCUAUCUGCUAAAGCGACAUCAGAAGAUAAGGCUUGCAAACCACAGUCCCAACAAGUUGACCUUGUCUCCCUAUGAUUUCCUUGGAAGAUAAGGCCUUUUUAGUGUUACAGUAGAAAAUGGGCCUUUUCAUUUAUUCAUCUGUGAGAAGCUAGAGGUAUUUGUUUCCCUGAUAAUAACGUGAGCAAUAGUCCUUACCUUGAAAUCAUCCAUUAGUCUUGGAGUUUGGAGGGAGGAAUGAUUGAUUCCUCAUUUGUUUUAAUCACCUACAAAAGCAGUACUACUGACUUUGCUUCUUACACUUCACUGAGCCCCAGACUUUAGGGCCCCAAUCACUGUCAAGAUCAUUGUCUAACUGGAACUCUGAAAGGACAGUGACAGAACUGAAUGAGAUGUUUUCCAGUGAUUCAGUCACAAAGACAAUUUUCUCAAAUCUUUUGAAAGUGAUUCUCAAAUAAAUAAAUCAAAAUCCAACUCCUUUCCCUCAAAGUUUUUAGGGAUCUGAAGGAAAAGGUUUACUGUUGGAGUCCCUUUUUAUGUGACCCAUGUACCAGUUUUAAAGGCACCAUCUAUACUUUAUCUACAUGAAGGGAUCACCAUGACUUUGAGAGAAAAAAGAAUCAGAUUAGGCCUAAGAUUGGUUGAAGAAGAUUAAAAUAGAUUCUUAUAUUCAAGCAGAAGGGAAAAAUGAAGCCAAUCUAGAAAAGUAAGCUAAAAAUCCUCUCCUUGGCUUAGGAUCAUUGGGUCAAACUGGGAGUAUAUCUGUGUGAUUACAACCUGCUGCUAUGAGAAAAAAGAAUUGUAACUUGACCAUGUUGGCUCACACACGGCAAUGCAAAAGAAGUCAAAACAUUCAUAUCAGGUCUUGGUCUCUGUGUCAGGAGAAACAUGGUGGCUUUCACAGCUUCUUCACCUCUGUCCUCUGUCAUGCAACUCCAUUUUUGGCUAGGUACUAUUUCACAUGCACACUGUCCUGGGUGCCAGAAAUACUUGUGGUGUACUUGGUUUGAGCAGUACCUCUAGUAUGCACCAUUCCAGGGAACAUGGUUGUCAACAUAACAAGUUUAGUGUGUGUAUUUGCAGACAACAUAGCCCUGAAAGCAUGAAAUGUAGAAUAGGUAAGGUCUGUCUUAGAAAAGGAGGAGGAAGUACCAAUUUGGUGCAAGAAGAUCGUGGUGAGGAAGGACAUGGGAGCCACAGUGAAGUGAAAGAGGCUUUAAGGAAUCAGAUGCACAGAUGGAUGCUUUGAUUUACACAUUUAUCUAGAGGAGUGAUUCUCAACCUUGACUGUACAUAAGAAUCACCUCAGGAAAUUUUUAAAUUCCCAAUUAUAUUAAAAUCAUUUGGAGUGGGAACCAGACACCAAUAUUUGUGAAAGCCUCCAAGGCGGUUCUAAUGUCCAGCCAAAGUUGAUUAUCACUGCUUUAUGGCCAACUAAGGAAACCUUGUUUGUCUGCCUUGGCUGGUGCUCCAGCCCCAGUUCUGAGUGGUCAGGGAAGGCAAGAUGUAAGAUAUAGUAAUGGUAUUUAUUCUGUAUGUCUCACAGAACAAAAGCAUUUGAGAAUUUCUGACCAGGCAGUGCUCCAUCAACUCUUAAUAACCAUCUUUGUGAUAUUCUCCUAUGUGACUUGUCCAUCAAUUAUUCCAAUUCAAAGGUCUAGGUUUUUUUUCAAUUGUCUUACACAUGUGACAUCACAAGAUACCAGAAGUAGCACAGUAAAUUCAACAGCAUAUAAAGCUAAGUGGAAAACUAAUUCUUCAUAUUUAGACAGUGGAAAUUCUCAAAACAAUCAUUUGCUAAAUUAGGUCCAAAUUUAUUAUUCAUUCUUCUUCUGGAGGAGACAUGGGUACCAGGUACCUGUUCUGCUGUAGGUAUAUUUCACUGGACUUGGCCUUAGCAAAAUGGGAGAACAAAUCUUCCUUUUUGAUUGUUAUCUCAAUCAAAAGCUCCCAGGGCCACUUGGAUUUAUUUUCUUAGUCUUUGGACAUGUGUUUAAAGGAAAAGAAUACCUGUAACUUCCUAUAUGACAUCCAGUGCCCUGAAAGGGUGCUUACACCUUCAAAAAAGGAGAGUCCAGCCUAUCAAAGGCAGUAACACAUAAUGAGAAGAAACUCAGAGUUAUCGCCUCUCAUACUGCUUUCCCUCUGCUGUUGGCCCACCCUUCUUGACUGCAAAGCCAGAAAAUAAACUAGAUGGUGGUUUUGGACAAUUGUACACAGGAACAGAACCUCUAAUAACCUAUAAUUUUUAGUACUUAAUUAUGUGAUGUUUUAUUCUAGGAAAUAAGAAACAGAUGACAUCAUUGAUGUAUCUUUCUUUCAUCUUCAGAAUUUUUGCAUCUUUUCAGAAAAUGACAAAUUACUAUUUUUCUGUUGCACUCAGCAAUUGUGACUAUACUUAACAAAAUUCUUGUAGUCUGUAGAGAUAUCAAUAAAAUUGUAUAUGUUUGUACAUA
Messenger RNA from Pan troglodytes (chimpanzee), 9681 nucleotides. RefSeq names its product syntaxin binding protein 5L (gene STXBP5L). Gene Ontology annotation, biological process: Golgi to plasma membrane transport; exocytosis. NCBI's taxonomy places the organism in Eukaryota, Metazoa, Chordata, Mammalia, Primates, Hominidae. Gene Ontology annotation, cellular component: SNARE complex; cytoplasm; plasma membrane. The record is from RefSeq and is a predicted model, not a curated record. The coding region runs from base 525 to 4013 and encodes 1162 amino acids. The transcript has 27 exons. Gene Ontology annotation, molecular function: GTPase activator activity; syntaxin binding; myosin II binding.